AUGCACAGAAGCGAUGAUGUUCUCUAUAUUUGCACAAACCCACCAGCGGGUGGAUCUACCGGUCCGGCAACUACUACUUCUACUAGCUCAACUGCCUCGAUGAUCCACCAUGGCUCUGUCGGUCGAGCCUGGCAUAAAUCCUGUCCUCAAACUAGCGAAACACCACCCAUUUUGAACAGCACACACAGCCGUGGCCGGCGACUCGAACCCAAAUCGAGAUUGGUGGUUCCAGGCGGCCUGACGGUCCCCCACGAAAUUAAAAACAAGUGUGUUCGAUUAGGUUGGGCACCGAAGGACGGUAAAGGAAAGAGACCUGCCGUGUUCGGAAUCUUUUCCGCCGCAGGUCGCUUCUGUCGCCGGAUGGGCUACGAAUCUCCCUCAUCUCGGCCGAUAGCACACGCAAAGAUUGAAUACCUUGGCCGUUUUAGAGGAAUGUCGUCUGGGCAAGUUAGGGACGAGGUUUUGCAACUUUUGAUUCUGAGAUCUGGGCCAAUUCUGGACUCCGGGGAAAUAUAA
Messenger RNA from Pochonia chlamydosporia 170, 516 nucleotides. RefSeq lists its product as hypothetical. The coding region runs from base 1 to 516 and encodes 171 amino acids. NCBI's taxonomy places the organism in Eukaryota, Fungi, Ascomycota, Sordariomycetes, Hypocreales, Clavicipitaceae. The record is from RefSeq and is a predicted model, not a curated record. The transcript has a single exon.